AUGGAAUGGGAACAAGAUUUAAUUCAACAUCAAAUAGAACAUCAUGAAGUCUAUGGAAGAUAUAUCGAUGAUAUUUUUAUGACAACAAAUAAAACCAUGGACGACAUUAAUAUUGAACUUGAAAAAGCAAAACACAAAGAUAUUAAUAUCAAAAUUGAACCUACAAUAAGCAAAUCUGUUCAUUAUCUCGAUGUAACUAUCACAAAUGAAAAUGGUCAAUUAAGAACAUAUAUGUUUCAUAAACCAACUGCUGAACCUUAUAUUUUACCAUAUAAAUCAGAUCAUCCACGUCAUAUGCAUCGAAACAUUGUCUAUGCAGCAUUAUUACGUGCCGCUCGUAUCUGCUCACAUGUAAAUGAUUUCAAUUCAGCAUGUAUUCGUAUUGAUCUAUCAUUAUUAUUAAAUGGUUAUCCAGCACACUUUAUUACUCAACAAUUCAAUAGAUUCUUUCAUCUAAAUGAUGCAUUACAUAUAUUACAACAAAUAAAUGAGCAGGUUUACUCUCGUUUACAUCACAAUUUAUUAUAUCAACCAACACUUCGUGAGAAAAAAUUUCAAGCAAUGAUGGAAGAUCCAAUUAAAACACCAUUGGUAUUACAACCAAAAAUAUGGAACAAAGAAAUAAUGUAUCCACGUUAUUUAUUUGAUACUUCAUUGACAGUCAGCUUUCGACAAGAAUUCACAAAUUGGUGGAGAACAUAUUAUGCAUUUUCCGGAUCACCACUUGAACAAAUUAAAGUACGACUAAUUCCUAUUACUGGUCGUACACUUGAAACUUUCUUCAUACAUAAAAAACCUCCACGAGCAAUGUUAACCAAAAUGGAACCAAGAUCUUGA
This is a messenger RNA of Adineta steineri, 837 nucleotides long. The record is from the annotation of a GenBank genome assembly. NCBI's taxonomy places the organism in Eukaryota, Metazoa, Rotifera, Eurotatoria, Adinetida, Adinetidae.